Molecule: messenger RNA, 1884 nt
Organism: Solanum verrucosum
Lineage: Eukaryota; Viridiplantae; Streptophyta; Magnoliopsida; Solanales; Solanaceae
Product: protein NRT1/ PTR FAMILY 1.2-like
Exons: 4
Coding region: 135-1874 (579 amino acids)
Biological process (GO): transmembrane transport
Cellular component (GO): plasma membrane
Molecular function (GO): transmembrane transporter activity
Source: RefSeq, a predicted model, not a curated record
UGAGCUAAAAUGGUGUGCUUAAAUUAAAAUGGUGCAUAUCCCACCUAGCCCCUCUUAUCUUUUACUCUAGGUCAUACUAAAGCCAGAGUAGAGAGUGAACUGAAGAGAAGAGGAAAAACAGAGUAGUACUGAAAAUGGACACAGAAACACAAUUAGUUGAAGAAAAUCCAAGAAAAGGUGGUCUUAGGACCAUGCCUUUCAUCAUUGUGAAUGAAUCAUUUGAAAGAGUAGCAAGCUAUGGUUUACAAGCAAAUUUGAUAAUCUACUUGAUGAAAUAUUAUAACAUGACUGCUGCUGCUGGUACUAGUAUUCUUGGAAUAUGGACUGCACUCUCAAAUGGGUUAGCCAUUGUUGGGGCCAUUAUUUCUGAUUCUUACUGUGGUCGCUUUAAGGCUGUUGUUAUUGGAUCCAUUUCCACCCUUAUUGGAAUGAUUAUUCUAUGGCUCACAGCAAUGAUUCCACAACUCAGGUCUUUACCCUGCCCUCAGUUCCAACAUGUUUGUAAUGGAACAACAGCAUUCCAGCUUGCUGUUCUAUUUUCAUCUUUCGGGUUUAUGUCUGUUGGAGCUGGUUUUAUUAGACCUUGUUCUAUAAUAUUUGGUGUCGAUCAAUUAGAAAAAAAAGGGAAACCCGAGAACAAGAGGCUUGUUGAUAGCUAUUUCAACUGGUACUAUGCUAGCAUAGGGGUUUCAACUAUUCUUGCAGUUACCACUGUCGUUUAUAUCCAAGAGCGUUAUGGUUGGAAAGUUGGCCUUGGCAUCCCUGUUAUCCUCAUGUUUUUGUCUGUCUCAAUGUUCCUUAUUGGUUCUCCUUGGUAUAUCAAAGUGAAAGCUAAAGAAAGCUUGCUCAUAGGGUUGUUUCAAGCAGUUGUAGCAGCUUUUAGGAAAAGAAAUACUCGUCUUCCAUUGACUGAUUGUGAUGACUACUAUCGUUGGCCACUUGAAUCAGAGGUCUUGACACCAUCAAAUGAUUUCAGGUGCUUAAAUAGAGCUUGCAUGAUUGAAGAUCCUGAAAGAGAUUUGAAUCCUGAUGGAUCAGCUUCAAAUCCAUGGAAUCUCUCUAGUUUGGAACAAGUUGAAUCAUUGAAGGCUAUUGUUAGAGUACUUCCUAUGUGGUCCACUGGUUUUAUGAUCUAUGUGACCAUGAAUCAAUUCUCAUUUUCUGUACUUCAAGCAAAGACCAUGGAUAGACAUGUCAUCCCUCAAUUCGAAUUACCAGCAGCAUCAUUCAGUGUGUUCUUGAUUAUUGCUUUAACAAUCUGGAUAACUUUCUAUGACCGUGUUUUGGUCCCUUUGCUAUCAAAAUAUACUGGACGGCCAAGAGGGCUAAGUCCUGUUACCCGAAUGGGAAUUGGCUUAUUAGUCUCGUGUAUGUCUAUGGCAUUGUCUGCAAUAACAGAAAGCAUAAGACAACAAAAGGCAAUUGAGGAAGGGCAUGAGGACGACCCACAUGCUUUAGUGAACAUGUCUGCUAUGUGGCUCGUGCCACAAUAUUUACUACUCGGAGUGGCUGAGGCUGCCCAUGCAGUUGGACAAAUUGAGUUCUUCUACUCUCUAUUUCCCAAAAGCAUGUCCAGCAUCGCGUCAGCUAUGUACACUAUUGGGACUGCUGUGGCGAGUUUGGUUGGAAGUAUUCUGGUGAGUGGCGUGGAUUGGCUUACAUCAACGGGAGGUAAAACAAGCUGGCUUUCUAGCAACAUUAACAAGGGUCACCUGGAUUACUAUUUCUGGCUACUUGCUUUUUUGAGUUUGCUCAACUUUUUCUAUUUUGUGAUGGUCUGCCGGUUAUAUGAAACUGGUAAAGAUGGGAGCAGUAGGUUAUCUCAUGUGGCAGAAGAUAAAGAAUGUGAUUAUAGACUCUUACAUGAAUCUUGAUGAUAUGUUG